Messenger RNA from Cylas formicarius (sweet potato weevil), 919 nucleotides. It is a transcript of the gene Cpap3-a2, whose product is annotated as protein obstructor-E-like. The transcript has 5 exons. Lineage: Eukaryota; Metazoa; Arthropoda; Insecta; Coleoptera; Brentidae. The coding region runs from base 111 to 809 and encodes 232 amino acids. The record is from RefSeq and is a predicted model, not a curated record. Gene Ontology annotation, cellular component: extracellular region. Gene Ontology annotation, molecular function: chitin binding.
AUUUUCAUCCGCGACCGAUCUAGUUUAUUCUCGAAGCGUACGUUCUCCGAUAUCCCGUCGUCGGUCGCGCUUUUUUUUGUGCACGCGAGCUCAGGCCCCGCCCGAAAACAAUGGAGAACCUGGGACGAACGUGUUUUGUCGUCAUUUGCGCCGUAAUCGGCGUAUCGGGUCAGUUCAAAUGUCCCCAACGGACCGGAUAUUUCCCGCACCCGGUGCAGUGCGACCUUUACUACCAGUGCUCCAAGGGCGAGCACGAGGUCAAAUUGUGCCCGGACGGGUUGGUUUUCGACGACAGCGAUCCCAACCACGAGAGGUGCGAUAUCCCAGCGAACGUCGACUGCGCGGACCGCACGGCAUUGCAGCCGCCGAAGCCUAGUAAGGGUUGCCCAAGAGCUAACGGCUACUACAGGCACGACGACCCGCGCGCCUGUGACAAAUUUUUUAAUUGCGUCGACGGGGUAGCGCACGAGUUGCCCUGCCCUCCAGGCCUGGUGUACGACGACGUCGCCAGCACGUGCGCGUGGCCCGAGACGAGCAAGAGGAAAUGCGAGAACUCCAAGAGGGACGCGUUAGAUGACGGAUUCUCGUGCCCCGAGGGAGACAUCCAGGGACCGGACGGCAGGAAGUUGCCUCACCCCACGUUCGCCCAUCCCGACGACUGCCAAAAGUUUUACAUCUGCAGGAACGGGGUGCAGCCCCAAAAGGGCUCGUGCGCCAACGGGACGGUCUACAACGAAGACACGUUCACGUGCGAAGAUCCGGCGAACGUGCCCGGAUGCGAAAACUACUUCGGUCAGAAGAAGAACUAGCAGUUUUUUUUUUAAUUUAGAAUUUUCCAAUUGAAGAAGUAAGAAGAAGUACAAGAGAUUUUCAAAAUUUAUUGUUAUGAGGUCAAAUAAAUGCUUCAUUUUAUUUACUA